Molecule: messenger RNA, 1397 nt
Organism: Pocillopora verrucosa
Lineage: Eukaryota; Metazoa; Cnidaria; Anthozoa; Scleractinia; Pocilloporidae
Product: structure-specific endonuclease subunit slx1
Biological process (GO): double-strand break repair via homologous recombination
Cellular component (GO): Slx1-Slx4 complex
Molecular function (GO): crossover junction DNA endonuclease activity; 5'-flap endonuclease activity
Source: RefSeq, a predicted model, not a curated record
UUAAGUUGAGUGAUAAGGAAUGAACAACCACGUCUGAAAAAGAACGAGAAACGAGGAAGGGACUGGCAAUGAUGAUGGGGACUCGUCCCCAAUUCUUCCUCGGUCAGUGACUUCCAUGGUGCGAAAGUUUGAAAAUAAAUGGAGGAAUGUGUGAACAACACAGAGGCAGGCUUCUUUGGUGUUUAUCUUCUAUACUGUCUAAAUCCUCGCUAUAAGGGACGCACUUAUAUCGGAUUUACUGUUGAUCCUAAUCGCAGGAUCAAACAGCAUAAUGGAGGGGUGCAGAAAGGAGGUGCUUACAAAACAAGCGGCCGAGGCCCAUGGGAGAUGAUUCUGAUUAUACAUGGGUUUCCCAGCGAUAUUAUUGCCUUACAGUUUGAGUGGGCUUGGCAAAAUCCAGGAAAGUCCAGACGUCUUCGCCACAUCUCUAACAAAAAGACUAAAGAAAAAGAUGUUGAAUUCCGCUUUAGAGUCCUCUCUGAGAUGCUUAAUGUUGGUCCUUGGAAUCGACUUCCUCUCACGAUAAGAUGGUUGAAGCAAGAGUACAAAAUGGAGUUUGAGAAACAACCACCCACUCAUAUGCCUAUAGCAUAUGGACCUCUAAGUAAAAGAAAACCUGAGAAAAGCAAGAGGCGAGGUAGAGAGGAAUUUGAAGAUGUCAAUAUUUCCCACUAUACUUGUGUGGUUUGCUCUGAAGAGAUCAAGGAUGCAGAUGACUGUCUUUCAUGUAUUUCAGAGAGUUGUCAAAUGAAAGCUCAUCUCAUUUGUUUGGCCACAAGAUUCCUGAUGGAAAGUGAGGACAGCUCACAUCUAAUCCCAGUGGAGGGAGAUUGUCCAACUUGUUAUCACACAUUUUUAUGGCGAGAUUUACUCAAACAUCGCAAUGGCAUGGAACAAACUUCAGAUUCAAAUGCAAAUAGUCCUCACUGGGCAGAGGCACUUCAAAGUCAAGAUGAUAUUUGAUAAACAUUAACUGUUCAAAAUCACUAUAACAUCAGAUGUCCUGUCCUAAUUAGCACUUAGCAGCAAAUUCUGAUGUAAUAACAAUUGUUGUUUUGUGAUACAAAAACCUUGAAAUCACAAAGAAUUUAAUGUGGCCCACUAAUUGGCUGGUGCUGUGAUAUUUGUACACAGAAAGCUCAUAUCUAACUUUGUGCUUUGCACGAUGAAGAAAAAAUGAAAUGAAAAGAUUUCCUUUUCUGAGAAUAUUGUAAUUAAAGCUUCCAAUGGCCAAGCUCAAAAAUUAUGUUCUCAGAUGAAGUUACAUGAUGUGUUGACAUGUUCUUAGUGGCAAUUUUUCAAUUUAAUAUUAUUAUUUACUUUUUGGCAAAUCUGCCUCUUUUAUAAACAGACAGACUUAUGCAAGAAAUAAACAAUGCAACAAGCACAUUAACAAA